AUGGCGACUGACAAACAGAAGAACGCGCUGGCCGUGGCCGCCUGUGCUGUGGCACUCGCUGGUCUGGCUGUGUGGGCACGCAGCAAGCAACAGCAGCGCACGCGUCUGUUGCGCAAGCAGCUGACAAACCUGCGCUUCGACCUGAGUGUGGCGGAGAUUGAGGCCGAGACUAAGCGAAUCCUGGCGCAGAUGAAGCGCGUGGACGACGAGAUCGCGGCGCUGGCGCCGUCCGCCGUAACAUUUGAGAACACAGCGCAGAAGCUCGUCGAUCUGGACCACGAGAUGCUCAGCCGUGUGACCAACGUGACGUUCCUCGGACAGGUGGCGGCCGACAAGGAGACGCGAGAUGCCUGCACCAAGGCGGACGAGGCCAUCGAGGACUUCUCCGUGCAGCGCAGUAUGCGCGCGGACGUGUACAAGGCCAUUAACACGCUCUACAAGAGUGCCGCCUAUCAGAAACUUGAUGCAGUCACACAGCGCUACGUGCACCGUCUGGUUCAGGACUUUGAACGCAACGGACUGCAGUUGCCGGAGGAGAAGCAGAAGGAGGUGCAGGCCUGGAAGCAGAAGCUGUCCAAGCUCGGUAUCCAGUUCCAGCAGAACCUCUCGGAGGAGACAGUUGAAGUCACGUUCUCGCAUGACGAGGUGAAGGGACUCAGCGACGAUUUUAUCGCUGCGUUGGAGAAGGGCGACGACGGCAAGUACAAGAUCGCUCUCUCCUACCCGACAGUGUUCCCGAUCCUCAACACGUGCACUGUGGAGUCGACUCGCAAGGCCGUAGAGUACGCCUUUAACCGCCGCUGUAUCGCUACGAACGUUGCUAUCCUCGAGGAAAUGCUGGAGAUCCGUCACAAGGUGGCACUGGCUCUGGGAUACGAGAACCACGCUGCGUAUGUUCUGGAGCAAAGGAUGGCCGAAACUCCAGCGAACGUGAAGAAAUUCUUGAACGAUCUGGACAAUAAACUUGUGCCGCUUGCCAAGAAAGACUUGGACGACUUGUUGAAGCUGAAGGAGGCCGACUGUGAGCGCAACGGAUGGAAGUUUGACGGCAAGAUCAACAUGUGGGACUUCCGCUUCUACAUGGACCAAUACGUCAAGAAACAUUGCUCCAUCGACUCGGAAAAGCUUCGUGAGUACUUCCCGCUUACCCACGUGACGGCAGAAUUGCUGUCCAUGUACCAGGAACUGCUGAGUCUCAAAUUUGUGGAGAUUUCGCAGCCUCACGUGUGGCACAAGGAUGUCCGCAUGUUCGCAGUCUACGAUGCUCGUCCGGGUAAAGAAGGCAGCCUUGUGGGUCACUUCUACCUGGAUUUAUUCCCUCGCGCUGGCAAAUAUGGCCACGCUGCCUGCUUCACGCUGCAACAGAGCUGCACCAACUCUGCUGGUGUCCGAGAGUACCCUGCUGCCGCCAUGGUGGCCAACUUCAACGCCCCGACCAAGUCCAAGCCGUCGCUGCUGGGCCACCAGGAGGUCGUCACGUACUUCCACGAGUUCGGCCACGUGAUGCACUGCCUGUGCUCGGAAGUGGACAUCCCCCGCUUCGCUGGAACACGUGUGGAGCGCGACUUUGUGGAAGCCCCGAGUCAGAUGCUGGAGAACUGGUGCUGGGAGAAGGAACCGCUGCAGCGUCUGUCCUCGCACUACGAGACUGGCCAGAAACUCUCGGACGACCUGAUCGCUCGCCUGAUCUCGACGAAGAACGUCAACACUGGCCUACUGAACAAGCGCCAGCUACUCUUUGCCAUCUUUGACCAGACCAUCCACUCCAAGCCCAAGUCGAACACGGCGCAGCUCCUCAAGCAGCUGCAGACUGAGAUCAUGCUCAUCGACAUGACGCCCGAGACGAACUUUGCAGCGUCCUUCGGCCACUUGGCUGGCGGCUACGAUGCCCAGUACUAUGGCUACAUGUGGAGCGAAGUCUUCUCCAUGGAUAUGUUCGUGUCUCGGUUCAAGAAGGAGGGACUUAUGAACCCCAAGACGGGACUGGCGUACCGUGAGCUCAUCCUGGCGCGCGGUGGCUCUGUGGAUGCGAGCGUCAUGCUCAAGGACUUCUUGGGCCGAGCGCCCAACCAGGACGCGUUCCUGCUCAGCAAGGGACUCAAGGUUGACGCCUCCAGUUGA
This is a messenger RNA of Phytophthora nicotianae INRA-310, 2121 nucleotides long. RefSeq lists its product as hypothetical. The transcript is spliced from 6 exons. Gene Ontology annotation, molecular function: metalloendopeptidase activity. Lineage: Eukaryota; Oomycota; Peronosporomycetes; Peronosporales; Peronosporaceae. The record is from RefSeq and is a predicted model, not a curated record. The coding region runs from base 1 to 2121 and encodes 706 amino acids. Gene Ontology annotation, biological process: peptide metabolic process; proteolysis.